Molecule: messenger RNA, 507 nt
Organism: Eimeria tenella
Lineage: Eukaryota; Apicomplexa; Conoidasida; Eucoccidiorida; Eimeriidae
Exons: 2
Coding region: 1-507 (168 amino acids)
Source: RefSeq, a predicted model, not a curated record
AUGCUCACGGUGGCCACCCGGGGCUUCGCAAGGCGCCCCACAGCAGCAACGACUGCAGCAGCAACAAGUGCUGCAGCAGUAGCAGCGGGACCCCCCGCAACUGCAGCAGCAGCAACAACAGCAGCAGCAGCCACAGCAGGCACCCCCAGGCUCUUCUCGGGCGUCAAGUUUCUUCAGCAAAAAAGGUCGGGCGAGGAAACUGUCUACUUCAAGAAAGAAGACGAGGCGUUGCUGCGGCGGCUGCUGGCGAAGCACCCCGAGGCGGACCCGCGGUACCGCAGCGCGGGGGGCCCCGCGCUGCUGCAGCCGCUGCAGCAAGCCAUAUCUCUUGCUGCAGCAAAGCAUUUUGCUGCUGAAGCUCCCAAGGCUUUUCUGGAAGAGCUGCCGCUGCUGUUUGCUGCUCACGGCUGGCAGCCGCCCCCGGAGCAGAGGGCCCUGCUGCAGCAGCAGCAGCAGCAGCAGCAGCGGCAGCAGCAGCAGCCCCACGGCCACAAACAGGACGGCUAG